AUGACAGCAAGUCGUGAGCUACAAUUCGCCAAUUCGACAUGCCAACCACGAGACAUUGACGGUUCACUAAUCGAGUAUUGGGUCCUCUCUGCUAGUCAGCCAGAGCUAAGCCCCGAUGGUGAGCUGAUCAGCAUCAUGGGCUCGCUCACGGACAUUUCGCAUUUGAAGUGGGCACAGGGUCUGCAAGAACGAAGACUACGGGAGGCAGAAGAGGCGAAGCGUCAACAAAACGAAUUCAUCGACAUCACGUCGCACGAGAUGAGAAGUAGCAAUAUCCCCCCUAUACUGAUUGCAUUCGAAAUGUUCCGUCCUGAAAUACAAGCCAAGAACAUCGACUUCAAGUUCGUUCCGCAUCAGAGUAUCCGGGACCUUGACAUUGACUGGGUCAUUCUUGAUCCAAGUCGACUCCUUCAAAUUAUCGUCAACCUUAUUACCAAUGCCAUCAAGUUCACUAUGGACUCACCAGUUCGCUCAAUCACAGUUCAUGUCUGUGCUCAUGCGGAUUCGCCAGACUUUGGCGUACCAGAAGGAUUCCAAUUUGUUCCGCAAAGACAAAUCGUGAACGAAUUCGGAAACGGCGAGGGUUGGGGCUCAGGCUCGUUCGUCUAUCUUCGAUUCAAUGUCCAGGACACUGGAUGUGGUUUGUCGCCUCAGCAGAUAUCGCUGCUAUUUGAGAAGUUUGCGCAAGCUUACGGCGGUAGCGGCCUCGGGCUCUUUAUCUCACGCCAACUUGCUGAGCUUCAUGGCGGUCAAAUCGGCGUCUCGUCGCAAGCUGGCGUCGGCAGUACUUUCGGAUUCUACUUGAAAUGCAAACGUAUGAUUGCAAAAAAGCCUACAAUCCCAACGGAUACAGUGAAGCACGCUCUGGAUGCCGAACACGCGACAUCUUCGCGCAAAAUCAGUGCUGCAACCGCAAAUCAGACCUCCACCGCGCCCACAACUGCUACCGGUGUUGAAUCCCCAGUACAAGCGAACAUCGUCCGGCCCAUAGAUCACAAGAAAGGCGAAGAGAAAGACAAUCGACUCCACGUUCUUGUCGUCGAAGACAAUCUGGUCAACCAAAAGGUACUGGUGAAACAGCUCACGAAAGCUGGCUGCGUCACGCAUACCGCCGAUAACGGCGUCUGGGCAUUGAAGCAGCUCGCGAAAACGAAAUUCUGCGUUGCUAAUGGCAUGCCACUCACCAUCGUUCUCAUGGACUGCGAGAUGCCGGAGAUGGACGGCCUCACUUGCUGCAGGAAGAUACGAGAGAUGGAAGAACGGAAAGAGAUCACGAAGCAUGUGCCAAUCAUCGCGGUAACCGCAAAUAUCCGAGGAGGACAGAUGGAUGACGCAAAAGAAGCGGGCAUGGAUGAUGUUGUUGGGAAACCGUUCAGGAUCCCUGAUCUCCUAGCGAAGAUGAAGGCCUUGUUGGAGAAGCUAGAGGACUGA
Alternaria hordeiaustralica is the source of this 1431-nucleotide messenger RNA. RefSeq lists its product as uncharacterized. Gene Ontology annotation, biological process: phosphorylation; phosphorelay signal transduction system. The record is from RefSeq and is a predicted model, not a curated record. The coding region runs from base 1 to 1431 and encodes 476 amino acids. The transcript has 5 exons. Gene Ontology annotation, molecular function: transferase activity, transferring phosphorus-containing groups. Lineage: Eukaryota; Fungi; Ascomycota; Dothideomycetes; Pleosporales; Pleosporaceae.